Paramecium sonneborni is the source of this 1131-nucleotide messenger RNA. The record is from the annotation of a GenBank genome assembly. NCBI's taxonomy places the organism in Eukaryota, Ciliophora, Oligohymenophorea, Peniculida, Parameciidae.
AUGAAUACUAGAAAUGGUUGUUCGUAAUUUCCAACUCUCUUACAAAUACUGACUUAUAUUCUCUAUAUUUUAAUUGUUAUUAUGACAUACAUUCAUACACUAAUUUUAGAGGAAUAUGUAAAAUGAUAACCAUAUAUAUAGUUUGUACAUGAUAUAAUUUUAUCAUUUUUUGUUUCAAUCUCAUGUUAUUUUUUUAUCAAAACAACCAUAAGUGAUCCCACAGAUUGUUAUGUCAUUUAACAAUAAAAAAAUAGAGGGUAUUUUAAGUUUAGAAAAUUUAGAAAAGCCUUUGAUUAUGAAGAACAUCAACUCACAUAAUUUUGUGAUCUUUGCAUUGCUUAUGUUAAGGAAACAACAAAACAUUGUAAAUAAUGUAAUAGGUAAAUUUAAAUUUCUAUUAGAUGUUGCGAAGACUUUGAUCAUCAUUGUAGAUGGAUCAACAAUUGCAUAGGUGGAAAAAAUUAUAAAUAAUUUAUAGGAAUGAUUGUAUUUACAUUCUUAAUCAUUUUGUAUUCCAUCAUUGUUAAUAUAAGAGUAAUUAACUAAUACAAUAAGUAAGAACUAUAAACAUUAACUGUAAAUAUUUUCAGAAUAUUAAAGAUCUAUUCUAAAUACUAAAAUUCUAUGUUAAUAAUAGCACUUAUUUUUUUAGUUCUUGAAAUAAUUACCUCAAUAUUUCUAGUAAAAUUAAUUGUAUUUCAUGCAUAUCUUUAUAGAAAAGGUAUUUCUACAUACGAAUUUAUAAUUUAAAAAAGAAAUAAUUAAGUUUAGCCUUCUAAUUCUUCUGAAUUUAAUAUCAUCAAUAAUUAAGAUAGUAAAAUGGAUAUUAUUAAGAAUAAUUAAGAAUAGGAGGAUCAAUGUACAAUUUUUAGAAAAGAAAAAUAAAACAGUCAAAUUUAUAUUAAUUAAGUGAUGAUAAAAAAGGAUGAAUCCAUUAAUUCAUCAAAGAAAAAUAGUUAGAAUAUAUAAAAGAAACAAUAACUGACAUAAGGAGAGAGUGACGAUUCUCAAAAAGAAGGUGUAAUUCAUUUUUAGUCUUAAAAAAUUCAAACAAAUAUAGAUACUAGAUUACAAAAGCAUUAAUUAAAUAAUAUUGAUGUUAAGAUACCAAAAAUAACUUAAUUAUAAUGA